This is a messenger RNA of Sphaeramia orbicularis (orbiculate cardinalfish), 3089 nucleotides long. RefSeq lists its product as uncharacterized. Gene Ontology annotation, molecular function: 3'-5'-RNA exonuclease activity. The transcript is spliced from 4 exons. The record is from RefSeq and is a predicted model, not a curated record. The coding region runs from base 151 to 2742 and encodes 863 amino acids. NCBI's taxonomy places the organism in Eukaryota, Metazoa, Chordata, Actinopteri, Kurtiformes, Apogonidae.
AAUCCAGCUCACUGUUCCGGCCCACGAGUCUGUUGUUGUGGGUCGAAAACGCAGUGUUUCAAGAGACUGCAGUUGCAAGGUGUCUGCUGAAACCUCUGUCCACUGAUACCAAAGGGAGGUGCAUUUUCCAGUACAAAAGUCUAAGUUAUAAUGGAAGAGGGUGGAGAUUUCUCUCUUAGUGGAAAACUGGCUGUAACUGAGACUAAUCUGAGAGAUGAGUACUUCUGGAAACUUGUUGCUGACUUCAUUGGUCCUCAGACUGGGGAGGGGUUAGAGCUCCAUACAGCACCAUGCAAGAACAGAGUUUUGAUUCAAGUGGGACUCAUGAAAGAGGAAAAUAACUUUCCGUGGAUUGCCAUUGUAGAAUGGCUUAAGAAAAUUUUCCCCAGUCAUCAGUCAGCUGACUUUCGGCGUUUGAUUGAAAGAGGCAUUGCAACAACAUUGAGUCUAGGAAGUGAAGCGAGGCUGAUGUUUCUGGAAUCAAAUGUGAACUUUAAUUUUGUUGGUCCGAUAUGUGAUAGCAUAGGAGUGGAACGAUCACAUCUUCUGGAAAUGAGGGAUUUUUCAGAGAGGGCGCAGUCAAUAGAGGUCACAAAUGGAUUGAUUGUGGAGUUAAGCAACUUCAUUGUUAGGGAGAAAAUUGCCCCAGUUAUUUUAGUUCACUGGCUUAGAAACUUUAACCCUGACUAUUGUAAGAAAGGGGAUGUUCAAAAGGCGUAUAAAGCCCUUAAAGGAAAGCUCAAAAAGUUAAAAAUGUGCUGCCGCAAUUAUGAAACAAGAAGCCACAGGAGGAACGCAGCGAUGGAAAAUCUACUUCAGACCCCAUUUGAACUGGUGCCAAAGAAGUACGAUCCACGUAAAUUUUUAACCAAGAAACGGAUAAAAAAAGAUGAUGGUACUUAUGAAAAAGUCAAAAUCAAAGAAGAAUUUGAGAGCUUUGAAAUCAUGCAAGGUGAAGGGCCUGAUAUGAAUGGCGCAGUUAUUAAGAGAAUAAUACUGAAAGAGACUGUGCCUAGAUAUGACGACAGUGAUGAGGAUUUGGAUGUGUCCAAUGAAGAAGAAACAUCAGAUAACAAAGAGGAAGUGUUGACCCUGCUGGACAUUGCAAUGCUGUCCGUCCAAAAGCUUUCCAGUGUGUAUGGUGGGAAGACCCCAGAAUGCAAACAAGUGGCCUUUGAACUCCUCAAAAAUCAAUACAUUAUGACAUGUAAGGAACAUCCAGCAAUGGUAGAUUUUGAGAAAAAUCUCAAAUCAUUGUCUCAUUCUCUGGCCUCUCCUGUGUUGUUUUUAAAUUGCAAUGCUAAUUUCCUGGUUGACUUGCAUGAUGCAGUUGAGCAACAGAUUAUGUGCUUUGAAAAAGAGAUCAUUCAGUCAAGAGGAGAGAGACUUGGCCGGGAUAAGAUGCCAAAAUUUAGCAACUUUGUGAAUUUCACAGAGAGUGCGACUUCACGCUACAUUCACAUGGCAUGUGAUAUCUUAAGCCCUCGCACCCCUGAUAAGAAGAACCACAGGAAACACUGGGUGGCUUUUUGUGAGGAAAAGAAAAAUCCCUCUCGCCUGGCAGUGAAUUCGUCAAACCGAUUCAACAACUACUUCGAAGCAGCGGCGGGUCUUAUUCACCAUCACAGAGAGAUCCCUCCCUUCUUCUCUGAUUUGAUCUCCCUUAACAGUGAUGAAUGUCCAAACGUUAUCCUGGAGAGCAUUGCUGCUGAUGCAAACGACUCUAUGAUUCAGAGCUUUGUAUGCGUUCUAGCCAUCGUUUACUGCAAAGUCCUCGGCCCUUACUGGCAGCUACUGAAAAGUGGAAGCCAGUAUUCACAUUAUGGCCGGUACCUUCUCUGUCUUUACCAAAAGUUCCUGGAUUGGUCCAAAAAUCCUGUAACGCUACUCGAACCUGAAGAGAACACAAAUGUUUUUCUGCAGUUUCCCCUGCAAGAGAAAUCCUUUUGCGGGGUUUUUAAUUACUGCGGUGAGUGGCACACAAACAGAGACCUAAUUAGAGCUUGCUUGAAGAGAGUGAUAAAGGUGAUAGCUGGCGUCACCGAGGAGCACCUGAAGGAUUUCCUGCCCGGAGGAAAAUUUUCCGAAGUCCCCUCACCAGAGUUGAGCUCACAGCUUGAAAGUUGCACAUUCUCCGUCUUGAUGGCAGAAUAUCCCUUUAGCCAUACAUAUCCUUACAAGAAGAAAGAAUCUCCCAAGACCCCCAAACAGCCCACAAAGAGGGAAUUUUCAUCGGGUAGCUCUCAGGAAGACAAUGAACAGUCAGGUUCAUCUGGCGACAGUUCAGACGAAGUCUCCAGUCAGCAAGUCAAAAAAUUUGCGCAUAUUAAAAACGAAAAGACAAGCGGGGCAUAUAAGAAACAAGGCGUGGAAGAGGUUGAGCUGAACAUGGACAGGAAUUACAUCAUCACCACAGUGCACAGGAACGGCGGGCCGUGCAGGACCCAGCAGGAUGUCGACAAACUGAUGUUGCGUUUCGAUGGAAAAUCCAGAAUUGAGAAACGGGAAGGAAUUCGUUGUGAGAUACUCUAUCAAAAAAUGAUCCUCAACAACUUAGACCCAAACCUAAACUGCUUUUUCCGCAACACCACAGAGAUGAUGUUAAAGCUGAAGUUGGCUCUUCCACGUAUUAAACCUGGGUAUUCUCUGGUCUUAGCCCCUAGAAAGACUAAACCCAGACCUGUGGUUAAACAGACUGUGGAAGCUGCUCCGAGCCAAAGCAGUAGCACCAAGCAGCCUUAAUUUCAGUUUGUAUUAAAGAUGAAUAAAAGUGUGAAUAGUGGAUUCAAAGGAGAAGGGAAACUUAUCAUGUGACUUCCUCAUGUGAUGUUUACAACGUAAGCAGAAAUACAUAGUAACCCCAAUCUGACCACACAUGGAACAUUGAACUGUGUACGUAAGAUGCAGCUUUUGUUUGUGAUGUACAUAAUAUAUUUUAUGCAACUAGUUUAAAAGAUGGUUAGAUCAUGUACCAUCUAUUUUUUUGUAUUGUAUUGUAUUAUGAAGAAACUAUAGUCUGUUUUAUACAUCAUGUACCCAUUUUGAUCAUUUGGAGAGAACUCAAUUAAAGUGGAUUAAAUGAUUCAACA